Molecule: messenger RNA, 1524 nt
Organism: Cryptococcus wingfieldii CBS 7118
Lineage: Eukaryota; Fungi; Basidiomycota; Tremellomycetes; Tremellales; Cryptococcaceae
Exons: 5
Coding region: 1-1524 (507 amino acids)
Biological process (GO): mRNA export from nucleus
Cellular component (GO): THO complex part of transcription export complex
Molecular function (GO): protein binding
Source: RefSeq, a predicted model, not a curated record
AUGUCCGACAACAAUGCAGGCAUCGACACUUUCCCCUACAACACACACACCGCCCGCCAGCUCGCCCCCCCCAAAUUCUCAAACGUCACAGAAAUAAGAGGGCUUGUCAAGCUCGUACGGAGUAUCGCCUGGUCCUGCGACGGCUCGCGAGCAGCGACAGCGGGCGAGUACAAGGAUAUACAUGUCUGGGACAACACCCUCCACAUCAAGUCGGCAAAACCGCUCCCUGCCUCAUCGAAUCCCUCCCCACAUUCAAAUCAUGUCACGUCCGUCUCUUGGUCGCCAACUGAUCCGAACAUCUUGCUGUCUGCCGACAAGACAUUCUCGCAUGGAAGCGUGAUUGCCGUCUGGGAUCUGACCUCCCCCUCCCAACCCAUCGCGACCUUCAAAACUCCUGGGGACGUGAUUAGCCUCUCGUGGCAUCCAUCUGGUCACCACUUUGCCGCUGUCUACCCCAAGGGCCUCCACGACGUCGUCGACUUCUAUCGCUUCUCCCCUUCCUCCAUCCCCUCCGCUUCAUCGUCUCCCUCUCCUCCCGCCGGCAAAUGGGAAAAAAGAACCGACAUUGUCCUUGGCGGCUCCUCCCCCGGUAUAGGCUCUGAAGAGAUCAACUCUCUUCGUUUCAACAAUUCCGGACAGCUCGUCUGUGCCGUCUCGAACGACGGCAGUAUUGGCGCUUGGCUGUAUCCCCUAGAGCUUUUGGAAGGCGAAAACAUGGAGGCACCAGUGGAGCUGGAAAAGGUGGAAUCGAUAGCUGUGGAGGACACAAUUGAGGAUCAGGCAGGGACAGCUGGCGGAGCGGCGAGCGAGGCAGUUGUGGAGAAGGAGACCGAUGUCGAUAUGGCGAAUGGAGAAGAGACGGGAGAAGCUCCCUCCGCAACCUUCAUCCCCGAAGAGACCGCCAAGGAGGGACCUCAAGAGGCCGAGGGCGUUGCAGCAGAGGCAGAGCCAGAGGAGCGUGUCGCAGGAGAUGAGACAGCGAGCAAGGACGAUGUCGAGAUGACCGAAAACACACCCCACUCUUCAAAACAACCCACCCCCAGUCGCCCUCCCUCCCCUGCCGUACCACCUUCCGCCGACAUACCAGAAACUGCCACACCCCCUGCUCCCAUCCCCGCCCCCAAAGCUACCCAUCUAACCCGGGUCGCACACACCACCCCUUACGCUGCGUCUCUUCUAUCACUCUCAUUCGACCCUCUCGGAAGAUGGUUUGCGGUGGGAGGGCAAGAUGCGUUGCUGAGUUUGAUUGACACGAGGGAUUGGAUAUGCGAGAAGAACUGGGACGUUUGCUCAUCUGCAAUAAGACAUACUGCAUUCUCGUCUGACGGGGAGUUCAUAGCAGUCGGAGGUGAUGAUCUCUUCAUCUACAUCCUGUCCACCCAUGCGUCGCAAGUCGUAUCAAAGAUCCCCAUCCCCGCAACCCUCAACUGUCUUGUUUGGCACCCAACGAAGAACAUUCUGGCGUGGUGUCAUUCGGAUAAGAAGGGUGCGCCUCUAUGGUAUGUCGUGCAACAGGAGGUCUGA